Molecule: messenger RNA, 1381 nt
Organism: Coccinella septempunctata (seven-spotted ladybird)
Lineage: Eukaryota; Metazoa; Arthropoda; Insecta; Coleoptera; Coccinellidae
Exons: 7
Coding region: 134-1279 (381 amino acids)
Cellular component (GO): ciliary basal body; centrosome
Source: RefSeq, a predicted model, not a curated record
GUGUCAUUCUGUCGUUGAAAACAGAGUUAACGUGAAAAUGUCAAUCUAUUGAAAGUUUCAGGGUGGAAUAAAAAUCAAAAGUAACAAAAUUUUCCAUAUAAGAACGAAUACCACAGGUAUGAUAGGCUGAAACAUGUCUAACACUGGCAGAAGACUUCGGGAAAACAAUGAGGAAAUCCUGAAAUACAUCAAUCAGCUCCGGGAACAAAGGAACGAACUGGGAUUUCUGGUGGAGAAACAGAAGACCGAAAAGGCCAAUCUUGAGGCGGAAAUGGCCAGAAUAACUUACAAGCUCAGCUUGAUAAACAAGAGCUUAGGCCAAAGGGCUCGGGCCCUACACUUGUACGACACGACCAUAAUGGAAAUAGAGGCUAAAUACAAGGGCCUAGCCGAUUCUACCCAAGGUCUCUUGUCUCAAGUAAGAACGGAGUCCUCAAAUUUGGAAAACAGCAUCGACAAACGUAUCGGGACAGAGAGUGAGUGCAAGAAUUGUCCCCGAUGCGACCUGGACCCACAAAAUCAAUUGAGGACUCAAGUCUCAGGUGCCUUGAGCGAGAUCCCAACGAAACAACCGAACGAAGGGGAGAAGAGAAACACCAAGAUUGAGUACAAGGGGCAUUCCCACACGGAGGAGCAGGCUCGCAACCUAUCCAACAACCCCAUCUACAGCAGGGCCAUGGAAUACCCCAUGAUGCUAUCGCCGAUGAUCAACAAGGAGCACUUGGAACAGAUAAAGGAGAAGAUAGCGAGCAACAGUGCCUCGAGUCAGGGACUCAAAAACCUCUCGGCUUCUGACAACAAGAGACCGUCUGAAGGGAGUUCCGUUUAUCGACAAAUCAUUUCGCAUGCGGCCAACGAAUCACAGAAAGAUGGCGAACUUUCUCAAUCCACCGUAGCCACUGGGAACUUCAUAGACGGUGAUUAUUCUGAUAUUCAACCAAGCAGGGAUAUAUCGGGAGAUGAGUCCCCUAUGUACAAGGAAAUGAAACCCAAAGAAAUCACACCCUUAGAAUCCCCGGUCCCAAGUUCCGUAGACAUGCAAGUUACAGAUGCUGAAAAAUCCAUGAUAGAAGACUAUGACGAUGUCAUAGAAGAAGUCGAGAGCGGGUCCGAUUCCAUUGGAUCUGGUAUGUUAACGCCAGCAAGCAGUUUCCUUAAAAGGACAAUGGUAAAUAAUAGCAUCAAAGAGGCAGGAAGACGACAAAGUAUAUUGAAAACUAACAAAAGGAGAUCCUACCUGAAUUUCAGAAAAGAUUCGUAUCCUGAAGGCGAUAAUUGAAAAGGAAAACUUACAAGUAGAGUAAAAACCAGGUAUGAUCAAUUCUGGGUUUUUUCAACAGAAUAACUGUAAAGACUAAAUACAAAUACUAACCCUGUUCAA